Mercenaria mercenaria is the source of this 2167-nucleotide messenger RNA. RefSeq lists its product as uncharacterized. Gene Ontology annotation, molecular function: nucleic acid binding; 3'-5' exonuclease activity. The transcript is spliced from 3 exons. Bases 117 to 2123 code for a protein of 668 amino acids. Lineage: Eukaryota; Metazoa; Mollusca; Bivalvia; Venerida; Veneridae. The record is from RefSeq and is a predicted model, not a curated record.
GAACAGGAAAAAUGUUAAAUAUUAUCUCCCUUUACUGAUUCAUGCUAAUCUAGUUUUUCCGUAUUAGUUUUUCAAGAUACUUUGGGAAAUGAUUUACAGAUUCAAAUAAUUGCUGCAUGGAACCUGCACCAGUCGAAAGAAACGUCGUCUCUGACAAGGUUAUAGAAAGCAGACACAAUGAAGAGGAGAGUCUUGCAACACGUGCAUCAAGAUACGAUGAAGGAAAUAAAGCGUCUCCCUCGGGAAACAAGCAAAAGUCUGUAGUAGAUGUUACUGUGAGUCAGGAUGGUGCAUGGCCAAAACGUGGAAGGGCGAUGAACAGUAAUUCAGGUGUCGGGCAUGUCGUCGGUCAAAAUACGAGAAAAUGCUUAAAUUUUGGUACAAGGAAUAAACGCUGCAAAAAAUGUUCUUAUUAUCAGAAAGUGGGAAAGCCAGUCCCUGUCCACGACUGUCGUCAAAAUUGGAGCCAUUCUGCAAAAGCUAUGGAGCCCGAUAUUUGUGUUCAACUGCAUAAAGAGGCAAGCAAUUCUGGAUUGAAAUACAAACAUAUUAUAGGGGACGAUGACUCUGCAGCAACGAAAUACAUCAGGGAGAAAGUUAAUUCUGAUAUUGUAAAAUUUUCAGAUCCAACACAUACAAAACGGACCGUAGGCAAUAAACUUGAAGAAAUUAGUCGAGUCUGUCCAUCAUUAACCGAAAAAGUGAAAUCAUCAUUUAUUAAAAAUUUCACAUACGCUGUCAAUCAAAACAAACAAAAAGGAGAAGCUGAAUUAAGACAGGCGCUAGAAAGCAUCGUUCCACAUAUGUAUGGAGAGCACCAUCUUUGCAGCCUCUGGUGUAAAAAUAAGGUUAAUAAUGUUAAUACAGAAUAUAAACACAGUAACCUGCCGUAUGGGAAAGACUUGACUGACCUCAAACUGAAAAAUGAAUUGACGAAAAUUUUGCAACCAUACAUUACCAACCCUGCAAAACUAAUGACAACCGGAGAUUCACAGGCAAACGAAUCUCUCAAUAACGUUAUUUUCUCCAAAGCACCUAAAAUUAGAAACUAUACUUUAAGUGAAAGCUUUGAUUUUCGAUGUGCCGCAGGAGUUCUUCAGUUUAAUGAGGGUGUCGAAUACGUACAAAAAGUCAUUGAUGAAGCAUGUCUAACACCAAGAAAAGAAACAAUGAACCACGUUGAGAGAACGGAUAAGAAAAGAAAAUAUCUCAAAGAGUACAAAUCACAGAGAAAAUAUAAGAAACGGAAGAUAGAACUUAAAACUGAACGUAAGAAAAAUGAUUUAAUGAGCAAGGUUAAAUUGGGAGUAACUUAUGAAACAAAUUGCACAUUAUCUACUGAAGACAUUGAUACAACUGAAAUUAAAGAUCCAAAAGCAUCAGCAAAAAUUUCCUAUAAUCCUGAGGAUACCACAUUAAUAUUUGUUGAUAUAGAGACGACAAAACUCGGACACAAUGCAGAGAUUUUGCAAAUAGGAGCGUCAACAAUAAAUGGAAAGUCUUUUGACACGUACUUACUACCUACGGGUCUUAUUUCUUCGAAAGCUUCUGAGGUAACUGGUCUCACGGUUAAAGUUGAAAACAGCGUCAGAUUGCUUUGUAAAGACGGCAAAAACCUCAGAGCAUUAUCUUCCGAGGAAGGGUUGUCACGCUUCAUUGACUGGAUUAAAACCAUUGAUUGCCCUACUAAAAUUCUUUGUGCACACAAUGGGAAUAAAUUUGAUUACCCAAUUCUAUACAAUCAGCUUCAAAAGUAUCGGCUUUUAAAACAGUUUGAAUCAAUAGCAUGUGGCGUCGUAGACAGUUUAGACAUUUUAAAAGCUGUAUUACCGCAACGCACCUCGUACUCUCUGUCAAACGUUUACAGAGAUUUAAUAAAUGAUGACGGCAUGGAAAAAAAUAUUUCUGACCGUAUAGCUGCUAAAAUGUGCAAGGCGGGUGUAACAUAUGAAGUUUUAAUGCUUGCACAUAGAAGAGACGAAGAAAAUGGAAUCAAGUUGCUUUUGUCAGAAAAAAUUAAUAAGAAAGUAAGAGUUACAAAUCGGCAAAAAAUAUUAAAUACAAUAACUGCUGCAUGUUCGAGGAAAAUGAAAGAUAAUGAACUAUCUAACAACAUUGCAUGACUCCCUGCUAUUCUGUUAAAAAAUGACUGCCGCAUUACCUGUAA